CUCCUUCACACACCCUCCCGGACUUCUGCUGAGGUUCCUGGAGGGCGGGAGGGGAGGGGACGGGAGGGGAGGAAGGAGGCGAGCCGGCCGCAGCGCGCAGGCGCAGAGCCGGGCUGUGAGGAGCUGCUACUUACUAGCAAGGCCUGUCACAUGAGCCGAGCGCCGGCUGGGCUCCCCCUCCUCCUGGCUGCCUUGUGAAUGAAGCGCUGCGGGUUACCUGGGGCAGUAACUCAGCUGAGUGUCCCGGACGCCUGCGCUCCGCCAGUCCGCGACCGACGUGCUCCGCCACGCUCCUGAUCACGGCGACAGGUUCAGGCCUCAAGUCUCUUGCAGAAAGAGACACCCUGGACAGCUGCUGUUGCCUUAGUCACCCAGCCAAGCCUCCAUACAUCUGAGCCUGGGACUCCAGUCUGUGAGAGGGGAGGAUCAAGAUGGCUAUGUGGCAUGGGGCCAUGGAUCACAGAGGCUUUCAGCACGGGAGUUUCAGCAGCUUCCAGAGCAGCUCCAGUGAUGAAGACAUGAUGGACAUCCCAGGGACAGCCAUGGAUUUCUCAAUGAGAGAUGAUGUUCCUCCCUUAGAUGAAGAAAUAGAAGAGGACAGGUCAUACAAUGGUGGAGGAAUAAGUUAUUCCAAUAGGAUAAUGGACUUCUUGGAGGAGCCAAUCCCUGGCGUGGGGACCUAUGAUGAUUUCAAUACCAUUGACUGGGUGAGAGAGAAGUCCCGAGAUCGGGAUAGACACCGAGAGAUUACCAAUAAAAGCAAAGAGUCAACGUGGGCCUUGAUUCACAGUGUGAGUGAUGCUUUCUCCGGCUGGUUGUUGAUGCUACUUAUUGGGCUUUUAUCAGGUUCAUUGGCUGGCUUGAUCGAUAUCUCUGCUCAUUGGAUGACAGACUUAAAGGAAGGGAUCUGCACUGCGGGAUUCUGGUUUAACCAUGAACACUGUUGCUGGAACUCUCAGCAUGUCACCUUUGAAAACAGAGACAACUGCCCAGAGUGGAACAGCUGGUCCCAACUUAUCAUCAGUACAGAGGAGGGAGCCUUUGCCUACAUUGUCAAUUAUUUCAUGUACGUCCUCUGGGCUCUCCUGUUUGCCUUCCUUGCUGUGUCUCUUGUCAAGGUAUUUGCUCCUUAUGCCUGUGGCUCUGGAAUCCCUGAGAUAAAGACCAUCUUGAGUGGUUUCAUUAUCAGAGGCUAUCUGGGUAAGUGGACCCUGAUUAUCAAAACCAUCACCUUGGUGCUGGCAGUGUCCUCUGGCUUGAGUCUGGGCAAAGAGGGUCCCCUAGUCCAUGUGGCUUGCUGCUGUGGGAACAUCCUGUGUCAUUGCUUCAACAAAUACCGGAAGAACGAAGCCAAGCGCAGAGAGGUCUUAUCAGCUGCCGCAGCAGCCGGUGUAUCUGUGGCCUUUGGGGCACCUAUUGGUGGAGUAUUAUUCAGCCUUGAAGAGGUUAGCUACUAUUUCCCCCUGAAGACAUUGUGGCGUUCUUUCUUUGCUGCCUUGGUGGCAGCAUUUACACUGCGAUCCAUCAAUCCCUUUGGGAACAGCCGCCUGGUUCUGUUUUACGUGGAGUUUCAUACCCCGUGGCAUCUCUUUGAGCUUGUACCCUUUAUUCUACUGGGCAUUUUUGGUGGCCUGUGGGGAGCUUUGUUUAUCCGCACAAACAUUGCCUGGUGUCGGAAGCGUAAAACCACUCAGUUGGGCAAAUAUCCUGUCAUAGAGGUCCUCACUGUCACGGCCAUCACUGCUGUCCUGGCUUUCCCCAAUGAAUACACCCGCAUGAGCACAAGUGAGCUCAUUUCUGAGCUGUUUAAUGACUGUGGGCUUCUAGAUUCUUCCAAGCUCUGUGAUUAUGAGAAUCGGUUCAACACAAGCAAGGGGGGUGAGCUGCCUGACAGACCAGCUGGUGCGGGAGUCUACAGUGCCAUGUGGCAGCUGGCCUUGACGCUGAUCUUGAAAAUAGUUAUUACCAUUUUCACCUUUGGCAUGAAGAUCCCUUCUGGCCUCUUUAUUCCUAGCAUGGCUGUUGGUGCUAUAACCGGUCGACUUUUAGGAGUAGGAAUGGAACAACUGGCUUAUUACCACCAUGACUGGGCCAUCUUUAAUAGCUGGUGUAGCCAAGGAGCUGACUGCAUCACCCCAGGGCUCUAUGCGAUGGUUGGGGCUGCAGCCUGCUUAGGUGGGGUGACCCGGAUGACUGUGUCUCUUGUUGUGAUAAUGUUUGAACUAACUGGUGGCCUGGAAUACAUUGUGCCCCUGAUGGCCGCAGCCAUGACAAGCAAAUGGGUGGCAGAUGCUCUUGGGCGAGAGGGCAUCUAUGAUGCUCACAUUCGUCUCAAUGGAUACCCAUUUCUUGAAGCCAAAGAAGAGUUUGCUCAUAAGACCCUGGCAAUGGAUGUGAUGAAGCCCCGGAGAAAUGACCCGUUGUUGACUGUCCUUACUCAGGACAGUAUGACUGUGGAAGAUGUAGAGACCAUAAUCAGUGAAACCACUUACAGUGGCUUCCCUGUGGUGGUGUCCCGGGAGUCCCAAAGACUUGUGGGUUUUGUUCUCCGACGGGAUCUCAUUAUUUCCAUCGAAAAUGCUCGAAAAAAACAGGAUGGAGUUGUAAGUACUUCCAUUAUUUAUUUCACUGAGCAUUCUCCUCCUAUGCCACCAUAUACUCCACCUACCCUGAAGCUUCGGAACAUUCUGGAUCUUAGCCCCUUCACUGUGACAGAUCUUACACCCAUGGAGAUCGUCGUGGAUAUCUUCCGCAAGCUGGGACUACGACAGUGUCUGGUUACACACAAUGGGCGGUUACUUGGAAUCAUUACCAAAAAGGAUGUGUUAAAGCAUAUAGCACAGAUGGCGAACCAAGAUCCAGAUUCCAUUCUGUUCAACUAGAAUCACUGGGUUGUGCCGGAUAUGAAACAGGAAGGACACUGUAGACCGUGGAUAUUCUAUAUUAACUGGGUACCCCAAACACCUUUCCUAUAUUUGGAUGGUGAAUUCAUAUUAAUGUGUUGUCUCUUUCUUGCCAGUUAACCAGUUGCACUACAUAAUCUCUGAAAAUUUAAUGUUCUCUUUUGGGGGAAAUGCAAUUAGGCUUCUGUGACAUUACAUUAAGAAGAUUUCAUGAAAGAGUAAACAAGGUUACUGUGGUUUCCUUCUUUUUGUCCUCAGAAAGGGUAUUUUUAAUUUUUAAAAGAGUAAUUGCUAAUCAAUAUGCAAUCACUAUAAACUAUGCAAGAAAAAUUCCAAGCGUCCAGUCCUGACCUGCAGGAAACUCAUGAAAAAGUCACUUUUCUGGGACUCUUGUCACUGGUGUAAGAUGAAGUGUAGACCUAGGGGCUUUGCCUUUCCAACCACAGAAAGGAAGGCCAGAAGGAAAAAAAUGGUGAUAGUAUUUUCCAGACUGUGAACAUUCAAUUCAAAUGUCAUAUCGUUCCUGUUACAAUACUUAGCAUUAUUUGUUUGUGUAUGUUAAUUUUAAUAUCGGAUUAUAAAACAGUGCUGCUUUGGUUGAUCUCUUCUACAUGAAUUUAGAGAGGUUGACUUUUAUAGCUUGCUUAUUCCUGGUACUCUUUUGAAGUGCACAAAGAUAAAGGUAUAGAGCUUUUUUCCUUGUCUGCAAAAAAAAAGGGGGGGGGGCAAUUCUGCAGGUGGGUGUUUGUUAACUAGUGAACAACGACUUUACCAUGGAUUCGUUCAUAGCAAGGAGUGAUUUCUUCAGUCUCCUUGAAAGCAAUGGCUGAUACAUUUAUAAGCAAAGUCACUGAGUGGAAAUUUCACCUGUUUGUGAGGUCUCAAGUAAUCCUCUUACCCAGAUGCCACCUCCAGAAAUGAUGGUGCUUUUUGGCUUCUGGAAUAUGUAAUAAUCAAGGGAAGUCUAGACGGCAUACUGGUAGACCAGGGAUGGUCCUGAGCUCUAUCUGCAUAUUCUCAUGCACUCCUUUGUAAUGACCACCAGUACCAAAAUACCUGGGCACUUUUACCUUCUCCCAGUGUUUAGUACUUCUAACAGGCCAGCGUUGUCCCUAUGAACGUGAAUUCAGAUUCGGGGGUAAUUUCAAAUCCAUUCAAGGUAUUAGAAUUGGAUAGGCAGCUGUUGACUCCCUGAAGCUCCUUAGAAUUCUAAAUAAAAGUCAGAGCCAUCCUAAGAGUCAGGGAUAAGAACAAGGCCUGCUGACACCAAAGGUGCUUGUACUGAAUUGAAAAGGUGCCUGUCACAAUUUCCUACCACCUUUACCACAGUAGAAGAUAUCACGCUAUAGGGACACCUGGUGGAAUCACAGAGCCACUAUUAUUCCGACCACUGUUUCGUUUUCUACAGUUUUCCACAUGUGCAGUUAUUCCCCCUCCAUCCUUUUCCUCUUCCCACUCUUCAUUUGUCCUUAACUUUUGGGAUGGAAUAUGAUGACUGGUUAAUCAUUCCUAUUAGCAAAAAAGAACUUCCAGGGCUCGUUGAAUUGUAAACCAAGGCUCAGCAUUCUUCCAGCACAUGGGCCAGAGGUGACAGAUCUCUGGGCUUUGCUGUACAGCCCCCUUUGCUACUGCUGUCAUGCUCCAUUUCCACUCUGAUGCCCACAGCAGUGAGAUUUAGCUGCCAGGGAUUAGAGUUCAGCCUUUUCCCUUAUAUAAACCUGUUCCCAGUUCUUCACUUUCCUUGCAGCCUAGAAUCAGUGGUCUCUCAAAACCUCUUCCCCCACAUCUUCCUCUUCCUUCCCAAACAACUCAUUCUACUUCAUUUUAAGAGUUGCUGAUUCCUAAUUCUAGGUUUCUGGUGUUUUUUUUUUUUUUAACACCCCCCCCCCGCCAUGGGUUCUUAUCUUUAUAAAAUCUGGAAGUCUUUCAUUGCCCACAAUUUGGUAGUCUAGGCUUAUUUUGAUUUGUUUGUUUAAAAUAGCAAGGCAUCAGAGUUUCUCCUUGUCAACAUGUCAGUUAGCAUUUUAAUGAAAAGGGAAAAAGAACAAACAUACUCUGGGGUAUGGGGUAUGUCACAUCAUAGUCAUAACUCAGUGGCUUUAUAAACUUUGUUGUUGUUGUUGUUCCUUCCAUGCUUCUCAUUCUCACGUGAUGAGUCUUGUUGCCUUACCACUCCUAUAUACCAUGUAGAAGUCAAAGUUCUUAUCUGUGUAUUUCUAGUUCACCACCUGCCUGUCUUGUCUUAUUAGCUGCCCAAGUAAACAUCUACAAAACAAGAAAUGUUAAUAUUUCUGGUAUCUGAUGACACUGGAAAGCUUUGGUUGUACUUCAUAAUGCAGCAGUCAUGUGGAGAAUGUCUAUCUUUGCAUUCUGUGUUUUUCCUAGGAUAUUUUUUUUUAUUUUAGACAGGUGAGCCAGUGUUAAGGUGCUACUUCAGAGAAUAAAUUUAAGAAAUCAGAUAACACUGUGCCAAGGUAUACUUUCUAGAUGCUCAGCACCGAUUGGCCCUCCAGAGAAUAUAUCUUUGAUACCUCACUCCUGAUAAAUUUCAUUCAUUAACCUCAGCUUCUCAGGAAUCCUUAUAAUUCACAUGCUAAAAAUAGUUAUGGUGUAUGCUAUCCAUUAUAUGUCUAGUCCUAUGGUUUGGCUCAAAGGUUGACUAAUUGUGGCUAAAGUUCUUUGCUAGGCUUCUAGCUCAGCACCUUAACACUUAGUUAGUUGUCUUGAGGCAAAGGAAAAUGUUAUUUCCACUGUUGCCAAUUUAGCAGUUGGACAUACUUAAUCAGCUACACAAACCAUGCAGGGACAUCUGUCAGUAGCCUCAAAUGGCCACAUACCUCAAUAGCAAAAGACUAGAUCACCUGUGAUUUAAAAGUGAACAUGAGUUGAGACUAGUGUCUUUUUGUAUUAAAAAAGAAAUACAACUGUCUGGAACAAGAUAACAGUUUACAAAAGAAUGUCAAUAAGUGUUUCAAGAGAAUCGGGGUUUUCUAUAGGGAAGGAUAGCUCAUAGACAUCCAGCCAUGAAAGGAAUUGAGUCCAUAGAUUUGUAUGAAUCUAACUGUUAGACCUGGAGUGUUCAUGUAUCUCAUGUAAAGCAUUAAAGAAGCCAAAGCAGUUGAUGAAUGUUAUGCCAGGGGAGGGCAGAAGCAAGGGGCUGAAAAUAUCAACCAAUGGCCACUUGUGAUAUCUGUUAAGUUGGGUGUUUGUUCAGAAGCUGACCUCUUUCUUUGACUCUUGGCUCAGCCCACUGUGAAGUCGGGGUGUUAUAAUGCACAGGACACAUAUCCUUGGGUAGACAGUAUAACUUUAAUGGUACUUGGGAUUUACCAAUGUACAGAGCUAACAGUUUGUAGAUUGAGCUACCCAACAAUUAAUUGUUUUAGCGACAGACGCUGAAUGUGAACCCUUGAAAGGAAGAUCAGAGCACAGUGUAAAUCUCUGUAGCAACUCUUGAAUGCUGUUCAAUCAUGAGAAUGAUAAAGCAAUAGGAACUUGGUUUAUGUAGUUUCUGGCUGCAAAGUAAUUCUCAACCAAGAUCUUAAGAAUCUGAGUGUCUGGGGGUGGGUGGGGGAUUGAGGGGGAGCAAAUACAUUUUUAAAAAACUUUGUGUGCAAUAGAAUCAGCCAUGGAAAGUAAUCAUUGCUAUGAAUUUCAUAUAUUUCAAUCACCUGUCCCUAUUGGGGCUUGCUCUUUAUUUAAUUAGUGAGAAUUAGGAAAGUGGUGGACUUUUUAACACACACACACCCCUCCCCAGUAUCAUUCAUUUUUUAAAGACAUUGCCAAGAGUGCAAUUUGUGAAGGUAAGUUUUUACUGAUGAUAGUGGAGACAAGACUGAGAAUUUAAAAAUGACUGGUGUAUUUUCUGUUGCCAAAGAAUCACAUUGUAUGUGAGGAAUCAGUUUACUUAUGCUGGAUCAAAGUCAAAUGGAGACCACCCAUCUGUCCAUUCAAAGAAAGCAGAACACCUGGUGUGACAACUCAAAGAGUAUUGAGCUCUUAGAGACCCUGAUAAAGAUCAGGAAUUUUUAAAGAAAAUGUAAGGUAGAGUCUUAGGUUCUUCUAAGAUUUUUUAAAAAUAUACUUUAAAAAAUGUGAUCUGAACUUAAGUAUCCUAAAACUGUGAUUCUUCUUUCUUUCUUCCUUUCUUUCUCCUCCUCCUCCUCCUCCUCCUUCUUCUUUAUUUUUUAAAUUUUGUUUAUUGAUGCCAGGUUUAUCUCUGGGACUCAGUGGUGCCUGCACUAUGAAUCCACUGCUCCUGGUGGCCAUUUUUUCUUUCUACUUUUUUUAUUAGAUAGGAAAGAGAGAAAUUGAGAGAGGAAGGGGAGAGAAAGAUAGAUACCUGCAGACCUGCUUCACCAUUCAUGAAACACCCCCACACACACAGAGGUAGGGAGCAGGAGCUCAAACCCAAGUUCUUAUACUUAGUAAUAUAUGCACUUAACCCUGUGUGCCACCACCUGGCCCACAACUAUGCUUUUUCAGGCCACCUUUGGAGUUACCUGGGUACUCUUUGCCAAGGGAAUUGGAAGGUAUAGCAGUGGGAAAGUUUUAGUAAGAAAAUACAUAAGUUCUUAUAAAAUGUCAGGAGGUAAGUUAAUUAUUCUAUGCCCGCCCCCCUGGAAAAAAAACCCAACUAUCCAUCCUGGAAUUUAUGAACUGCCAAACUUGUGUCUCAAGGGGAGAAAAAGUCAAGGUGUCUCCCAGAGAUCAGACUGCUGAGAAAAUGAGAGACUCAAAGCAGCAAUGGGCAGGACACAGCCAGGAGCGCCAGCCUGAGGCAAGACAUCCGUGCGUGACCCAGGAUGGCAUCCACUACCAUUUGCCUGUAUGACAGGAGUCAGGUAGAUUGUGUUCUAUCUUAAUAGCAAAAGGGAUUUUUUAAAAAGUAUUUUUCAGCAUUCUUAGUAUAACCUUGUACAUGAAAAAAGGUUGAGAAUUUUGACCAGGAGCUCAGGGAGCUGUGUCAAGUUGAAGUGAUAUUGGUGUAUCUUGGGCCCUUGGUAACCACUCAUCUGGGCUUUGCCUCAAUUUUACUUGUUUGCUCCAAAAACAGAGGUUGUUGGAAUCCUUGGGCUAGCAGCUUCUCCAAUACCGAUCUUCUCCACUAUCCCCCUGCUCCAGUCUCAUUUUGCAAACAUCUAGAUCUGGGCAAAGGGUUGAAGUGAUGUUGAGAGUAGAAGAAAGUCUUUCACUGUAUGGUCUGAUGUUGCCAGAUUGACCCAGGCAAGAGAGAAAAUCUGUGAUGGGCAAAACUUGCACUUCUUGGAUGGGACCUAUCAGGCUGCCCCAACCCGGUCCUGCCAUCAUAACUUCCUACCUCUAAAUUCCUUCCAAAGGGGGUUCAGUCUGUGUGCAUACUCACUCAGCCAAUGCCUCACCUGAAGAUUGGCCUGGUGUGGAGAAAUUCCAUGUGAUGAUAUAAAAAUAGGUGGACACCAAAAACAUGUAUAUCUCUACCUCUCACUCUCUUUCCUCUCUGUGUCUUUCAUUUUUCUCAAACCUCACCCCCCCACCCCCAAAUUCUCCAUGCCCAGAAUUUGGAGUUUUCUCAAAACAACAAAAAGAAUUUGUUUCCAGUAUGGCCCCAGGGGUAGGGAGAAGAUUAUUCUGAAACUACAAUAUAGAAGAUACUUCCACAUUGAUGGGGCCAAAUUGGGGAUGGAGGGGGGCUUUGCCCCACUGUGGGAGCUAACACUAAUGAUGAUUGUUGGUUAGGUUUGAGGACUUUAGCAUCUCAAGGUAGCUAUAAUGAAAUAUCAAUUAUUGUACCUGUAAUGAUCUGUUCCAAAUCUGUUGAGAGUCAGAAGCGAGUUAGGAUUUGAUCAGGGAUGUGCUACCUGGCAACAUGGGGCCAAGGGUUUUCCAGAGUGGUGGUAUUGAGUCGGUCUCCUUAUCAUGUUAAGUGUACCUGAAAAUAUAUGGUCCUUCAGGAGUACUCCUUUCCCCUCCUCCAAGUCACUUUAUCCCUUCUCCUUUCUUCCCUACCAAUUGUCCCCAUUUUUAUUAUUACUCCGCUUUUAAAUAAGGAGUCACCUUUUUAAAAAUUAUAUAUGCAGUCCUUUGGGAUGAUAUAAUUCCAUUCUGGGUUAAAAAAAUUAUGUGUUUAAGAUUUUGUUCUUUUUUACUGUCUUUUGAAGCUAUGCUGCUAACCAGGUACAGGCCAGAAAGGAAUUGAUCCUGCCAGACAGUCCUCUGGCCUCAUCACCCAAGGAUGACACAAAUGUGAUGGUGAUUCUUGUUCAUUUGACCAAGGCCAGCUCUUACCUCUGACCAUUUGUUUCUGGCUAUGGGAAAAAUAACCAUCCUUUGGGUGAGCCAAUAAGGCUAGAAAGAUCAGAGGGACUAGGUUCCAGCCUAUGGGCCACUAUUUUAGUAGCUUUGUAUUAAGCUCAUUGGUAGGGCCAGCUCCAACUGCAGUAGCCAAAGAAAACCUGUCUGGGUUGUCAGAAAAAUCACAAUGCAGUUUUUGCAUAGAAAACUACAGUGUGACUUUUCCAAUAGCCCAAUAGUUUUGGACAGUUAGUGAAAGCUCUUCUGAAACUAAUGGAUCGACAUCAGCAGUAGCUAGGCAUCUGGAAACUAGCAUCAACCAAAGCUAACAUCACCUGAGUUUCCAUAGGAAGCUUGGUGCUGAGCUGUUCAGAGUAAUGAUUUCUCCGAGCAUUGCCAACCCUUUUGUUACACUUUCUUAGCUUUAUCCUAACAUUUAGAGACUUUGGUCUCUGUUCAUAGGCACAGUCUGUACCAAGCUGUGGCUCACUGCUCACUUCUUUCUGCUCCCUGGUCAUGCUUAGCAGUAGACUUAGAAAGGAAGACAUGGGCUGGGGAGUUUGGGGAUGUGGUUUCUAUUCCCUAUGUAUCUACUAACUAGCCUCGAGAUCUUAACCGCUCUGUGCCUCCGUGUUCCCGUCUGCGAAAUGGGGAUAAUGUUAAUUGUGCUACCUACCUCACAGGGUUGUUGUGAGGAGAAACUGAGACAAUGAAUGGAACAUACUUUGACAAGUAAGUGCUAUGCAAAUUGGAAGAAACAGAAAUAACCAUGCCAAAGGCAAUGGAAUGGACAUUGACACAAGGGUUGAUGGGAUUGUCCAGCCCUUUCUUUGUGUAGCUUAAACCUAGGUUGCCAUUGCUUUAUACAUUUUCACUUAGCACAGAUUUGUCAUUAUGCAUGUAAUAAAGCACAGCCUUAUCCAA
Messenger RNA from Erinaceus europaeus (western European hedgehog), 10100 nucleotides. RefSeq names its product chloride voltage-gated channel 5 (gene CLCN5). Gene Ontology annotation, biological process: transmembrane transport; chloride transport. Gene Ontology annotation, cellular component: early endosome; membrane; Golgi apparatus. Lineage: Eukaryota; Metazoa; Chordata; Mammalia; Eulipotyphla; Erinaceidae. Gene Ontology annotation, molecular function: voltage-gated chloride channel activity. The transcript is spliced from 14 exons. The coding region runs from base 432 to 2882 and encodes 816 amino acids. The record is from RefSeq and is a predicted model, not a curated record.